Molecule: messenger RNA, 1011 nt
Organism: Vigna radiata var. radiata (mung bean)
Lineage: Eukaryota; Viridiplantae; Streptophyta; Magnoliopsida; Fabales; Fabaceae
Product: DNA-directed RNA polymerases II and IV subunit 5A-like
Exons: 3
Coding region: 95-601 (168 amino acids)
Biological process (GO): DNA-templated transcription
Cellular component (GO): RNA polymerase I complex; RNA polymerase III complex; RNA polymerase II, core complex
Molecular function (GO): DNA binding; DNA-directed RNA polymerase activity
Source: RefSeq, a predicted model, not a curated record
AUAUUCACCUUCAUUUAAAAGAGCAAACUUCAGAACAAACGAAGAAAAGUUACUAAGAAGAAGAAAAUUUGGAAGGAAAAGCAAAGGAAAGGAGAUGGUGCUUCCUGAUGAAGAAAUUUCGAGGCUCUACCGAAUCAGGAAGACGGUGAUGCAGAUGCUGAGGGACAGAGGCUAUCUUGUGGAAGACUUCGAAAUCAACAUGUCCAAGCACGAGUUCAAAUCCAAGUACGGCAAGCACAUGAAGCGCGAGGACCUCGUCAUCAACAAGAAGGACAACGCCGGCGAUCAGAUCUACGUCUUUUUCCUGAAGGAGAGGGGGGGGAGCAACGUCAGCGUCGCAACCUUGAUGACUUGCAUUAGACGCAUGAGGUCCGAAAAAGUCUUCAAAGCCAUUCUCGUCCUUCAGAAUAACCUCUCCUCCUUCGCCGCAAAGGCCAUAAGCCAAUUCUCUGACAAAAUUCACUUUGACGUUUUUCAGGAGGCAGAGCUGCUGGUUGUCCCUGUUUUCACCGAUGCUGAGAAGAAAACCUUGACUGAGAAACUCAGCUACCUAGAAGUGACAGAUCCUAUAGCAAGAUAUUAUGGAUUGAAACGUGAUUGAAGAUUAUUCGGCCGAGUGAAACUGCUGGAAGAUAUUUGAUGAGAAGCAUGGUGUUUCAGUUUUGAUUUGUUUUUGUCUUGAUUCUGCAAUUUUGUGAACAAAUGUAGUUGAAAUUGUGCUUUUAAGUUUGUUGCUUUAAUUACUGAUCAAUUUUUAGUCAAAUCCUCUUCUCACAAUAAUUGAAAGUACUUUUAUAGCUUUUAAAAGAUAAUUUGCACCCAAAUUUAUGUUACUGCAAGGACAGUUAGGAAGAUUUUUUGUUGUUUUUGUUUUUUCGUUUUAGCAGUGAUUUUGUAGCUGGUUGUGUUAUGCAGAAUCAAGAUGUCCAAAUUGUGUCCGUAUGUAACUGCUUGUGCACGUAUUUCAGUUUUCUUUCUCAAUAGUAUAUGCAUUCAGCAUUGUGAAACCUU